CAGGAAGACGCUGGCGGAGAGUGAGCUGCAGCACGGCGAUGUGCUCAUCUACCAGCGGCAGCUGCCGCCCGAGCUGGCGGCGCAGGUGCGCUACCCCACCGUGGACAAGUACCUGGUGUACGUGCAGAACAGGAGACAGGUCCACUUCAAGCGGCUGGAGGAGCCCGCUGCGCCGCCCACCGUAUCGCUGGAGCUGCUGCGGACAGCCACGUAUGACGAGGUGUGCGCCUCCCUAGCCACCGCGCUGUCCCUGCCCGACCCCACCAAACUCCGCCUCACCCGCCACAACUACUUUAGCUGCCAGCCGCAACGUACGGCGGUCAAAUGGCGCGCAGCCCCCUCCCUGGACUCGCUGCUGACCCAUGGGUCACACACCGUGGACACGCUGUACUACGAGGUGUUGGAUCUGCCGUUGGAGGAGAUGGAGCAGCUGAAGACGGUCAAGGUUUCCUUCCACAACGAGCGCGGCGAAUUCGUGGGCGAGCAGCACUCCCUGCGGCUGCGGCGGGAGACCACUGUGGCUGACCUGCUUACCGAGCUAGGCACUCGGCUUCAGCAGGCGGCGGCGGCAGCAGCAGCCAACAGGGCUGCUGCAGCGGCGGCGGCGGCGACAGGCGGGAGCCAGCCAGCAGAGGCGAGUGUGGGGGCCGUCAGCGGCGGAAACGGAGACGCCGCUGCCGAUCAGCAACAGCGGUUGAGUCAGGGCGGCACAGGCAACGGGGGAGCUGCCGUUGCUGCUGCUGCAGGGCCGCAGCCCCUGUCGCAAGCGCAGCAGGCUCAGCAGCAAGCGGAUGAGGCCGCGUUGGCUGCAGCGGCGGAGCUGGUGGCAGCAGGACGGCCCAUGCGGCUCAUGGAGCUCAUACAAAACAAGCUCUACAAGGUGGCUGACCCCAGCGAAACGCUGGAUGCGCUCAACGAAGCCUACUGGCAGCUCCGAGCGGAGUUCAUUCCCGCAGAUCAGCUGGCAGAUGGGCUGAGCGGCUCGGAUUAUCUGGUGCAUGCGGCCCACAUGCUGCUGCCGCCGCUACCGCCCAAAGCGGCGGCGUACCUCGCAGCGCAGCAGCAGCAGCAGGCAGCUGCUGCGGCGGCGGGUACGGCAGGUGUGUCGACGGAGGAAGCGGUAGCCACUGCGGUUCGGGGGGCUGGUAAGGCGGAAACGUCACCGCAGGGCCGCGGGACGUCCGGGGGUGCGGUGCCCAUGGAGGCUGAGGGCGGUGGUGGCGGCAGUGUGAAGGAGGAUAUGGAGGAGGAUGAGGCGGAAGGCGGGGAGCGGCAGGGCGGCGAUGAGGCAGGGCAGGAGAACGGGGGUGGUGGGGGUGCGGACCGGGGGGCAGCGGCGGCGGAGGAGCUGCGGGAGGGGCGGGAGGAGCUGGAGCGGGCGCUCGCGGAGAACAUGCCGGGAGCGGCGUUUGGGGAUCCAUUGCUGCUGCGGGUGCCGGAGGGGGAGACCAUGGCGCAGCUUCGAGCCAGGAUACAGGCCCUCUUCAACGUCCCCCCCGCCGACUUCGCUCGCUGGCAGCUCAUCUUCGUGGGCACCCGGCCGCCCAACGCGGUGCUGCAGCCCUCCGACAACCUCACCAACUACCUCAGCGGACAUCACAACAAGCUAGCCGUCCAGGCAACCGCAGACGCUGCCACCGGCGGCCAGACGAAUGCCUACCUCAUGGACCCAAAUAAGCUCACCCUCGCCAUCCUGCACGAUGACCGAGGAGUGGGCAACGGCCGGCGCCAACCGCCCGCCAGCAGCCGAUACGCGCACGAGAAGCCCGUCAAGAUCUACGGGUAGCCCUUCUGACCUGCUUUCUGCACGCGCCGGUGUUUGCAUGGUACGAGUGUCGGCGUCCGUCCAGGUCUGCGGGCAGCGUCUUGCCCUGCUCUCGGCGCUCGCCGGGACUAUGGAGACAUGCGAUGAUGUACGUCCGUCGGGGUGUACUGUGGAUGAACUCGAGCGGCCACGCGAUACUGCUGUUGAGCGGGUGCUGGGGCGCGGAUGGUGGAUGCUGUGGCGCGGAUGGUGUGGGUGAAGGAUGGUGAGGAGGGAAAGGAGAGGAGAGGGCUACAUGGAGAGGGAGAGGAGGAGCGGGCGGGAUCGCGGUGGUGGAGGAGGUCGUGACGAUGGUGGCAGCAGCGGUGGUGGUGGUGGUGGUGACAACGCAGGAGAGGGGAGAAAGUGAGAGGUUUUGGAGUUGCUGGUGGGUAGGAGAGGUGUGAGAUUGGCUGUAGGCGCGAGGGACUGGGGCGGCCAUGCCUUCUCUUGAGGCCUGUGCUUGGGUUCUGGGCUCUGAAGCGGAGGCGGGAUGUAAUGUGUUGGUAGGCAGUUGGGUAGUUGGUGGUACCGGUAGUUCGGAAUGGUCCGGCGAAUUGGUUGCGACGGUGGGGGAAGGGGAACCGCACACGCGAGCGCAAUCGCGGCCAGCUCCUGACGCGGGUCGAGUGUGGGUUGCUAGCUUGUUAUGCGCUUUGGUUGGGGCUCCUGCACGCCCUUGCUGGCGUGGUGAUGUUGCUGGCCUGGUUUGGUUCAGUCCAGGAGGCGGGCACUCCUAUUGUGUGGCUGUUGGUACUGUGCGCCGUCCUAGUGAGAGGACUGACCCGUGGGUCGUUGCUGUUGCAGUUGUCUUGACGUUUAAGGGCAAACUGGGGCGGUUCCUCUCACACUUAAUGUCGCGUCGUGGCGUACGUUGUGUGUGUAGGGGGGGGGGAGUAGCUGGGCAGCUGUCACUGUGGCGCGUUUUUGGAUUUGGAGGAUUUUGGGGUCCAUGUGUGUUUCUGCUGCGGAGAGUUUUGUUGCAUGUUGGCUAGGACUUAGGAGGCCUGAUUGAAGAUAUUAGCGCAGGAGCCGCGCCGGCAGGCUCGCCUGGGCGGCCGCAGCUGCUGUAGCAGCAAGCAGCGUUGCUAGCGGGGUAGCUCUCGCUAUUAGGGUAGACACCCGUAUGCGCAUGUCCUUUGCUCUGAGAUUGGGUGGGGUGCUUGGAAGGCUGGGGUGCGGGUUGUGUGCUUGAACAGGCACCCUCACAGGGGUUACCUCCAUCCGCAAGUAAGGGGCCCUGAACCUCACGCAGGUGUGAGGGUGAAGGGGCCUGAUGCCUUGGUGCUCCGGAGUAGAUGGCAUUAGGAACAGAAUGGCGCAUUUUGGAUGCCAGUGGUGGACAGCAAAUGGCUGAAGAAUGUAAGUAUGUGAUGGCGUU
Messenger RNA from Astrephomene gubernaculifera, 3185 nucleotides. The record is from the annotation of a GenBank genome assembly. Lineage: Eukaryota; Viridiplantae; Chlorophyta; Chlorophyceae; Chlamydomonadales; Astrephomenaceae.